GGGGACAGAGGAGAGAGAGAGAGAGAGAGGGACAUGGAGGGAGGGGCGAGGGAGAACGGAGGGGAAGCUGCGGCGGGGAGGUUGGCGGCGGUGACGGAGGAGGCGGAGGCGGAGGCGGUGGGGUCGAGCUUGACGAUGGAGCGGGUGGCUGCCGCCAAGAAGUUCAUCGAGAACCACUACAGGAACCAGACGAAGAACAUCAAGGAGCGGAAAGAACGACGUUGGUUCUUGGAGAGAAAAUUGGCUUCUUCAAAAGUUUCCAAGGAGGAGCAGAUCAAUAUGCUGAAGGAUCUUGAAAGAAAGGAGACAGAGUAUAUGAGGCUUAAAAGGCACAAAAUCUGCGUUGAUGAUUUUGAGCUGCUGACCAUAAUUGGGAGGGGAGCUUUUGGGGAGGUCAGACUCUGUCGGGAGAAGACCUCUGGCAAUAUUUAUGCCAUGAAAAAGCUGAAGAAAUCUGAAAUGGUUACCAGAGGUCAGGUGGAGCAUGUAAUAGCUGAGAGAAACUUGCUUGCUGAAGUUGCUAGCCAUUGCAUCGUUAAACUCUACUAUUCAUUUCAAGAUACUGAAGACCUUUACCUAAUUAUGGAAUAUCUUCCUGGAGGGGACAUGAUGACCCUGCUUAUCAGAGAAGAUACCUUGACUGAAACAGUGGCUAGAUUUUACAUUGCUCAGAGUGUGUCGGCCAUAGAGUCCAUUCAUAAACACAAUUAUAUUCACAGGGACAUAAAGCCUGACAACCUUCUGUUGGACAAAAAUGGUCACAUGAAGCUGUCAGACUUUGGCUUGUGUAAACCAAUUGAUUGUUUAAAGCUCUCGACAUUGAAUGAAGAUGAACUGCUGAGUGAUGAAAAUCUUAGGGAGUCGAUGGAUGUUGAUGGUUUUUCUUAUACAAAUAAUGAUAGCGGGUGGAAAAGCCCUCACGAACAACUGCAGCAUUGGCAGAUGAACAGGAGGAAGCUGGCAUUUUCCACAGUUGGAACACCUGACUAUAUUGCUCCAGAAGUAUUACUAAAGAAAGGAUAUGGGAUGGAGUGUGAUUGGUGGUCCCUCGGUGCGAUUAUGUAUGAGAUGCUUGUUGGCUAUCCACCAUUCUAUUCUGAUGACCCAAUAACUACAUGCCGUAAGAUUGUGCAUUGGAGAAACCAUUUAAUAUUUCCAGAAGAUGCAAGGUUGUCUCCCGAGGCAAAGGAUCUUAUAUGUAGAUUAUUAUGUGAUGUUGAGCACAGAAUUGGCAGUAGAGGAGCAGAUCAAUUAAAGGCUCAUCCCUGGUUUAAAGAUAUUAUUUGGGAUAAGCUUUAUGAAAUGGAGGCAGCAUUUAAACCCGAAGUUAAUGGCGAACUAGAUACACAGAAUUUCUUGAAGUUUGAUGAAUUGGAUCCGCCUACUCCAGCAAGAACUGGUUCCGGGCUUACAAGGAAGAAAUUGCUAAAUGCUCAAGAUUUGAGCUUUGUUGGAUAUACUUUCAAGAAUUUUGAUGCCGUCAAAGGGUUACAUCAACCUACUGAUAACUCAGUCAUGAAAAGUGAAAAGAGAUCAACUGAAGGGAAAUCUGAUGUGGACAUGGUUGCAUCGGGUGAUGCAGUGGCUCCAUAAUUCAUGUGUACUUAUUGAAGUGAUUUAUCUGGAUCAUAUCCUACCAGUGUGGCCAUUGGACUUACCUGCUUAUUUUUAGUCAGGUCUGCCUCUGGUCCUGAUAAGUUGCUAUCUACGUAACAUUUUGUAGAUCCAGACCUGAGAGUCUGAGCGCAUAUGUUGUGUCUGCCCAGGUUGACGAGCAUAGCAUUGCCUUCUCUUGUGGCAGUGCCCUUAUCUGGUUUUUCACUUUGAUGAGAGUGCUACGAGCAACAUGAAGUGAUAUGUUACUGCUGUUUGACGUGUGUCUUAAAAGCUGUAGUUUCAGUUGUGUUCUGUGGAACCAAUGUGUUUGCCUAUUUGAGACUAAUCGUGUUUGCCUAGUAAAUUAACAUGUUAAUGC
Molecule: messenger RNA, 1975 nt
Organism: Musa acuminata subsp. malaccensis (wild Malaysian banana)
Lineage: Eukaryota; Viridiplantae; Streptophyta; Magnoliopsida; Zingiberales; Musaceae
Biological process (GO): peptidyl-serine phosphorylation; intracellular signal transduction
Molecular function (GO): ATP binding; protein serine/threonine kinase activity
Source: RefSeq, a predicted model, not a curated record